CUCCUUAGUCGCUAAUAGUUGCGUGUUCGGUGAAGAAGUGUGUUGUACUCCCCGACGGUCGUAGUCGCAGUCGCAGUUUGCUUCGUCUUCGAACGGUUACCGACUACGUAGGGUGAAAGCACAAUUUGGAAGUUGGUGUUCUUCACUGUGCACACACACUCGCAACGCGGCUAGACUCCGGUUGACGGUCGUCGAGCAAGAAUCCUGAAAGCCCUUGAUCCGAUAACCGUGUUAUCACGACGCACUGUAGCUCACGUCGAGUGCCAAAGUCUCUCCGCCAGUGUGCUAAACGGCUGUCAUUCGCGCAACCGAGUACAAAAGUGUCAAUGACAGAUCUUGGGAGUGAAUGUCAAGCGAUCGAGUCAAUCAGUUCAGCGUACAAGUGUGGUGAGCAGAGGAAAAGGCAUUAAUUACGGAAGAACCUUGAGAUCGCUCAGCCAAACCAACCUAUAGAUGUUUUAGCCGUCAUCGUCAUCAUCGUGUACAACCCCGCAGAUGUACUUGAAAUGCAAAUAAAAAUGUUAUUAUGAUACACUCUGAAAAGUACUACCAAGUUAAGGUCCAUCAGUAGCCAUGAAUUAUGUUGGAUCGUGUCGGAAACAGCAGCAACAAGCCAAGUUUCAAUGAUAGGCCCUUGCACGCGGACGCAGUGCUGCCAGCUGUUGAAGUAGUACUCGACACCGUGUUGGUUAUGUCCUGGUAGUGUGUUUUCCAAAAGGGAAGGAUAUCUCGCACGCACUGAUUACAGAGAGGAAGAAGAAGCUGCGUCAAAGGAAGAAUCCGAUGUGUGACAGAUCGUGACGAGCGCAAAGAAAGAAGCAGAAGGAAGAAAGCUGCACGAGAGGAAGUGAGAAGCGGUGUGAAAGUUUCGAGUCAAAAUAGAAGUGAAAUUUAACUACGCAAACAACCGUGCAAGUGUGCUUCGGAAGAGGUGAAACAAAAGCUAGAAGAAAUCAGAGGCAAAGUUUGCGCAAAUACACGGGAAAACAAAAGAGCUUGUGUUUCAAAGCAAAAAAAAAAAAAAAAGCGAGCUGAUAGGGGAAGUCACGUUCAACAACAAGAACCUCCGUCGUCGUCAUCGUUUGUCCUCAGUUCUGCACAGUUGGCAAAACACUGCGUGAAAGUUGCGCGCCGAACUCCGCGCGUGCGACCUCGGCCGAUCUCUUCGGUUGGUUAUUUUUUUCCUGUUGGCACCGUGUUCCCACAAAAUUAGCCACCGUGGAUACCAUAGCGUUGCCCCUCGGUGGAUUAUCUCAUGUUAGGAUGGCUCUAGCAAGAUUGCCGGUAGUGAGUGACUGUCCGGCGGGGCAGACUGCUAGGGUCACCUCAAACCUGCACUCCUCCAGCGGCAACAUGGCGGUCAGCCGUGUGCCGUCACCCCCGCUGCCAGAGGUCAACACACCGGUCGCGGAAAACUGGUGUUACACUCAGGUCAAAGUGGUCAAAUUCAGCUACAUGUGGACGAUAAACAACUUCAGCUUCUGCCGGGAGGAGAUGGGCGAAGUGCUCAAAUCGUCCACGUUCUCCGCGGGUGCUAACGACAAACUCAAAUGGUGUUUGCGCGUGAAUCCAAAGGGCCUGGACGAGGAAAGCAAAGACUACCUCUCGCUCUACCUGCUGCUCGUGUCCUGCAACAAAUCCGAGGUGCGGGCAAAGUUCAAAUUCUCGAUCCUGAACGCGAAACGGGAGGAAACGAAAGCGAUGGAAUCCCAGCGGGCGUACCGGUUCGUGCAGGGCAAGGACUGGGGCUUCAAGAAGUUCAUCCGGCGGGACUUUCUGCUGGACGAGGCGAACGGGCUGCUGCCCGAGGACAAACUCACGAUAUUCUGCGAGGUCAGUGUAGUCGCGGACAGCGUCAACAUCUCCGGUCAGAGUAACAUCAUACAAUUCAAAGUGCCAGAAUGUAAACUAUCAGAGGACCUGGGGAUCCUGUUCGACAACGAAAAGUUCAGCGACGUGACGCUGGCGGUCGGCGGACGGGAGUUCCAAGCACACAAAGCAAUCCUAGCUGCGCGCAGUCCGGUGUUUGCGGCCAUGUUCGAGCACGAGAUGGAGGAGCGCAAGCAGAACCGCGUCGCCAUCACCGACGUCGAUCACGAAGUAUUAAAAGAGAUGCUCCGGUUUAUCUACACCGGGAAGGCGCCCAACCUGGACAAGAUGGCGGACGACCUGCUGGCGGCGGCGGACAAGUACGCCCUCGAGAAGCUCAAGGUCAUGUGCGAAGAAGCGCUCUGUGUUAACCUGUCGGUGGAGACGGCCGCCGAGACGCUGAUACUGGCCGACCUGCACAGCGCGGACCAGCUCAAGGCGCAGACGAUAGACUUCAUCAACACCAGUCAUGCGACCGAUGUGAUGGAAACCGUCGGCUGGAAGAACAUGGUGACGACGCACCCGCACCUGAUAAACGAAGCAUUUCGCGCCCUAGCCACCCAGCAGAUACCACCGAUCGGUCCGCCCCGCAAGCGGGUCAAGAUGAGCUGAAAUAAGAUGUUGACAUCCGUCGUCCAGUCCGUGAUGUCAACGUCGCCGUCACCACCAACAACAACAACUACAACUACAACAGCUACUACUACUAAUAAUAAUGCUACUACAAUUAUCACAUCAUCAUCACCACCACCACAACACUCA
This is a messenger RNA of Culex quinquefasciatus (southern house mosquito), 2628 nucleotides long. RefSeq names its product protein roadkill (gene rdx). Gene Ontology annotation, biological process: regulation of proteolysis; proteasome-mediated ubiquitin-dependent protein catabolic process. Gene Ontology annotation, cellular component: nucleus; cytoplasm. Lineage: Eukaryota; Metazoa; Arthropoda; Insecta; Diptera; Culicidae. Gene Ontology annotation, molecular function: ubiquitin protein ligase binding. The coding region runs from base 1264 to 2481 and encodes 405 amino acids. The transcript is spliced from 9 exons. The record is from RefSeq and is a predicted model, not a curated record.